AUGAUGAGAGAUGGCGCGAACGACUCGCAAUGCUUCGACCAUCCAAACAUACGAAAUGACAUACAAGAACUCAUCCGUCAAACGCUCAAUGUCAUCCGGUCGCUUGUCAACAAUGAACAAGAGCCACCAUCUUCCCUUCUCAAGCUCAACCUUUUGGCCGACAAGGAAAGCGGCUGGCUUUUGAUCGUGAAAAGCCUGGUAGAAGUUGUCCCUGAUGAGGAUCCGCUUGGCCCGGCCGUCAUCACCCUCUUUUUAGAUGAAAGCCCGUUGCCAACGAAGGAUGCUGUUAACAAAUUAUUGCAACGGAUGGCACUGAAUUCACGUGAAACCCUGUCGCAACCACCGUUUUGGCACCGGAAUGCUUGCAUCGUGUUGGGAAGUUUGGCCGAAAAAAUGGCUGGUGCGGCCAGUGUUGCCUUCUGCACACCCACCGUCCUGCAAUAUUUCAUCAACAAUCUGCACCCUUCCAACUCGAAGCAAGUGAUCCUCUACUCCUUGAUUGCCCUCGAAAAAUUCGCGCAAACAACGGAAAAUCGGCACAUUAUUUUGAAGGCGUUGGAGCAGAAAAAGCAGCAUCCCCUCGAGUUCUUGGAAUGCUGGCUUCACGAUAAAAGCUAUGCGAAAGAUUGGUUAGCCCAGCAGGUCGCCUUCUGUGCGCAAUGGAGUUUGGACAAUAUUUUUGUUCGUCCGGGUCGUGAAUAUUCUUACAAGGGCGUCGACGUGUCGGCGAUCAAUGCUAUGCUGAACCACGAGGAUGUCAGCGAAUAUUUGAAGAUCUCCCCGAACGGCUUGGAGGCCCGUUGUGACGUAUCUUCUUUCGAGUCCGUCAGAUGUACAUUUGAAGUUACGGAAGGCAUUUGGUAUUACGAAGCGCAAGUGUUGACUCCGGGUGUGAUGCAAAUCGGGUUUGCCACCAAGAAGAGUCGGUUCCUAAACCAUGAGGGCUAUGGGAUCGGCGACGACGAGAAUUCGGUCGCAUACGAUGGAUGCCGACAGUUGUUGUGGCACAAUGCCAACAGCAGCCGGCACGAUCAUUCUGCAUGGAAGCCGGGAGACAUCGUCGGUUGCCUUCUAAACGUGCCCAAGGAGCAGAUCAUCUUCUACCUGAACGGAAAACCGUUGACGAGGCCACACACCGCUUUUUUCGACAAUGUCAACCCGGAUGAUGGCAUCUUUGCUGCCGCCUCCUUCAUGUCCUUCCAGCAGUGUCGUUUCAAUUUUGGAAAUCGUCCAUUUGUACAUGCGCCCAAGGGAUUCGCUUUCGGGACCUUCAACCAGGGCGGAGCUAAAUUGUCCGAACGUCAACGUACGAUACUGCCGCGGCGCUGUCGCCUGGAGAUCAUCCAAAAAGAGACGAUCCCAGAUGAUUACUGCAACAUUUGCUUCGCCAACCCGGUGGACACCAUUUUGGAGCCGUGUCAGCAUGGGGAUCUAUGCUCAACCUGCGCCCUCCAGCUCGAAACUUGCCCAAUUUGCCGGUGCCAAAUCGAUCAGCGGAGUUUAUCAACCAAAGAAUCCCCUCCAUCCAGCGACAAACCCAGCCGAUUGUCGACGAUUGUA
This is a messenger RNA of Mesorhabditis spiculigera, 1560 nucleotides long. The record is from the annotation of a GenBank genome assembly. Lineage: Eukaryota; Metazoa; Nematoda; Chromadorea; Rhabditida; Rhabditidae.